This is a messenger RNA of Arabis nemorensis, 1401 nucleotides long. The record is from the annotation of a GenBank genome assembly. Lineage: Eukaryota; Viridiplantae; Streptophyta; Magnoliopsida; Brassicales; Brassicaceae.
AUGGCGACGUUUACACUCAAAUCCUUCACCGGACUUCGUCAAUCUUCACCGGAGCAAACCAAUUUCGUCUCUCAUGUACCGUCUUCACUCUCUCGCACCCAACGACGAAGCCCUCUCAAAGUAACCGCCGCUAGAUCCAGUCCUAAACUCGCUAACCGGAAUCUCAGAGUCGCCGUCAUCGGUGGUGGUCCGGCGGGAGGAGCCGCCGCAGAGACAUUAGCCAAAGGAGGUAUCGAAACGAUUCUCAUCGAGAGAAAAAUGGAUAACUGUAAGCCUUGCGGUGGUGCGAUUCCACUCUGUAUGGUCGGAGAAUUCAAUCUCCCUUUAGAUAUCAUAGAUCGGAGAGUUACGAAGAUGAAGAUGAUUUCUCCGUCGAACAUCGCCGUCGAUAUUGGCCGUACGCUUAAGGAGCAUGAGUAUAUAGGUAUGGUGAGGAGAGAAGUGCUUGAUGCGUAUCUGAGAGAAAGAGCGGAGAAGAGUGGAGCCACCGUUAUUAAUGGUCUCUUUCUUAAGAUGGAUCUACCGGAGAAUUGGGAUUCGCCGUACUUGUUGCAUUACACCGAGUACGACGGGAAAACUGGACCUGCUGGACAGAAGAAGACAAUGGAGGUCGAUGCGGUGAUUGGAGCCGACGGAGCUAACUCUAGGGUUGCGAAAUCCAUCGAUGCCGGUGAUUACGACUACGCUAUCGCGUUUCAGGAGAGAAUUAGGAUCCCUGAUGAUAAAAUGACAUACUAUGAGGAUCUAGCUGAGAUGUACGUCGGAGAUGAUGUGUCGCCGGAUUUCUACGGAUGGGUUUUCCCUAAAUGCGACCAUGUAGCUGUUGGAACAGGGACUGUUACUCACAAAGGUGACAUCAAGAAGUUCCAGCUCGCGACUCGAAACAGAGCCAAAGACAAGAUUCUUGGAGGCAAGAUUAUCCGAGUCGAGGCUCACCCGAUUCCAGAACACCCGAGACCACGUAGGCUCUCGAAACGAGUGGCUCUUGUUGGUGAUGCUGCAGGGUAUGUGACGAAAUGUUCAGGUGAAGGGAUCUAUUUUGCUGCAAAGAGUGGAAGGAUGUGUGCUGAAGCCAUUGUUGAAGGUUCACAGAAUGGUAAGAAGAUGAUUGAUGAAGGGGACUUGAGGAAAUACUUGGAGAAAUGGGAUAAGACUUACUUGCCUACAUACAGGGUGCUUGAUGUGUUACAGAAAGUGUUUUACAGAUCGAAUCCGGCUAGAGAAGCGUUUGUCGAAAUGUGCGGUGAUGAGUAUGUUCAGAAGAUGACGUUCGAUAGUUAUCUGUACAAGAGGGUCGCACCGGGUAAUCCUUUGGAGGAUUUGAAGUUGGCUGUUAACACCAUUGGGAGUUUGGUUAGAGCUAAUGCUCUAAGGAGAGAGAUUGAGAAGCUAAAUGUUUAA